Punica granatum (pomegranate) is the source of this 1509-nucleotide messenger RNA. NCBI's taxonomy places the organism in Eukaryota, Viridiplantae, Streptophyta, Magnoliopsida, Myrtales, Lythraceae. The record is from RefSeq and is a predicted model, not a curated record.
AUCUUUCACUUCUGAAGGAGACUCCUCUCUCUCACAACUCUCUCUCUUUCUCAAAGGCUGAGAAUAUAGAGAGCUAAGGCUGCAGCAACGCAUACAAUGGGACGUCCCGAAGGAGAGUCUUCCGGCACGCCGCCGCCGUAUGCCCAGCAGCCUGACCCCGGCCACGGCACUAUCCCCGCCACCCCCUACUAUGAUCAGGCCCAGCAAGACCAACCCUAUGGCCUUCCACCGCCCGCCAUUGACCAGCCACCUCCUCAGCAUCAGACCGUCAGCAGGGCACCGCUGCAUAGCCCGCCGCCACCACCUGGGCCUGUCCAGUUCCCUCCUCCAAGCCCUCAGAUGAGCCCUGCAGCCCCUCUGCAUCAGCCUGCGGCAUACCCUCCGCCUCCCACAGUCUUUCCUCCUCCCCAGAACCCUCCACCACUGGAAGCCUACCCGCCGCAGAGACCGGCGGCAUAUCCACCUCCAUCGCCGCAGCAGUUGGCUCAGCAAUACCCGCCUCCUCCUCCACCUCAGGUCAACUGCCAGCCGGUGCAGUUCCCUCCAGCUGGAAACACUCAUCAGGUCAACUGCCAGCCAGUGCAGUUCCCUCCCGCCGGGACUGCUCAGGUGGGGUACGGAGGGCAGAUGCCACCGCAGUCACCGAUUAAACCAGCAGCGGCAGGGAUCCCUGCAAUGCCGUUGCCCAAUACUGAAGGGUGGAGGACUGGUUUGUUUGACUGCAUGGAAGACCCUAUGAAUGCUAUUAUAACAUUUCUGUUCCCCUGCUUGACGUUCGGUCAGAUCGCGGAGAUCAUUGAUAAUGGCCAGACCAAUUGUGCGACCGGUGCGAUACUGUAUGCGAUGAUCACGUCGUUUGUCGGGAUGCCGUGCAUCUACUCGUGCACGUACCGCACGAAGCUGAGGAGCAAGUUCGGUUUGGUGGAGGCGCCCGCACCCGAUUGGGUCGUGCACUUCCUGUGCGAGGCCUGCGCCCUUUGCCAAGCUUACAGAGAACUCAACCACCGUGGCCUUGACCCCUCCUUAGGGUGGCAGGGGAAUUUGGCAAGGAAUCAGCAGCAGCAGCAUCAAAUGGCGAUGAUGGCCCCCACGCCACAAAGAAUGAUGUGAUGGGUCCUCUUAAUUUUCAUCAUUUUUCUUUUCUUUUCUUUUCUGUUCUUGUUUCUUCUUCUUUUUUUUUUUUGGCCAACUGUUCUUGUUAAUUAUUAUAAAGAUUAAUGAUGUGUGCCUAUGGGAAUAUUAAUUGUUCUAUUUUUUUUUUUUCGGUUUGGUCCAUUUAAUUUGUACUGAUAAGUCUCCAUCUCAAUUAUAUGUAAAGUUGUGGAUGUUAUGUCGAUUUGAUUACUUCUCCACUAUGAAUUUAAUUUUUAAGCCCUGAUGUUGCAUGGAUCGUCUGAUUUUCUGUCCUCCUAUGCUUAACUUAGCUCGCAUGUUUAUGAUAAUAAUCUGUGUGUAUAUUGGACCUCUGAAUUACUCAAUGAAAUGCUUUAAAGGUUCAUAACCCAUCAU